GGAGCCUGUCACGUUUACGUUUGUCGUACAACGUCUGGGUUGAAUGUAUAUGUAUAUAUAUAUAUUUAUUUAUACCUCGAGUAAAAUCCGUCUGAUAAAUAGAGGCACAUCAAUGCGUUGUUGAGGAUAGAUUUAUACGUACAUACAUGUCGAAGUUAAAUUAUCUCGCAGAAAAACGGUUGCGGUAAAUUCGAUAAUGUAUAAGCUGAUCCGUUGAGAGAGAAAGAGAACACAACACACACACGGCGUGUGAAACGAAUGACGUUCAAGAGAUAUAAGUAAAAGAAUCGGACGAUUGUUCGAUGUUGCUGCAAAGUGCUGUUAAUGUGACGUAAAAUAAAAAAAAAAAAAUAAAAAAAAUAAGCAAAUAAAAUAUAAUAAACAAAAAACCAGGAAAAGAAAUUUUUGUGUAAUGAUUAAAUCCGACAAUAGUGUGAAAGCAAAGCGAUUAAUAUCAUUCGGAAAUGAAUUGCAAUGGGGGUCCGCGAAGAAUUUCUGAGGAAAUCACCGACAGCUCUAUGGACAAUAAGCCGAUAAUCACCUAUGCAGGCGACGAGGAUUUGUUUUUGACAUUGAAAAGCAAUCUGGUCCAGGCUUUGCCUCUUAAUUCGGCAGAAUGGCGAAGGUCCUACGGACGUCCCGUGAAGCAAGUAAACAUCGAAGGAUCGUUCAUUCCAUUUUCCAAAGACAUACUGCCGACUGAGAAAGAUUGGCACUUAAUUAAACAGCCAAUAUUUCACAUCUACUGGAGCGAAUGUACAGAUGUGGACGUUUACAAAGCUUCGGUAAAAGACGAUAUCGAUACGUGGCUGAAGACUCUGGCGCAGUACAAUGUACUAGACUGGAUGAUAGUUUUAGUUGAAACCUAUGACCUCAAGAAGAGCAAUAAACUACUGCCCAGAACAACGGUGCUGGAUAAAAUUCGCAGUGAUUUCGCUGCCAAGCACGGAGAUAGGUGUUUGUCGAUUAUUAACCCAAUAAAAUCAGAAUCACGAUCGGCGGAAUCUUGGCGCGGCUUGAUUAUCAGGAUAAGACACCUGGUCCUCACCGCCUAUGACAAAACGUUGCUACGUUUUGAAGAAGUUAUUAGAGAGCAGAGAGAGAGAAGGAACCAAGUAGGAUGGAACUUUUGCCAUUAUUUCCUUUUACAGGAAGAGCUAGCUUUUGUACUAGAGAUGUUGGGCCUUUACGACGAAGCUUUGGUGCAAUACGACGAAUUAGAUGCACUCUUUACUCAAUUUGUGCUAAACUCCAAUGUCGGAGAUUCGCCAGCGUGGUUGAGCUCGUUUCAAAGUCCCUUGAAUAAUUGGGCUGGGGUUAAUUUAGAGAACGGAGUUGACCAUCACCUGCGGCUUUUAUUGGCAGACUGCAAAGCGUCGCUUUUAGAUCUUAGGAGUUAUUUAUUUAGUAGGCAAUGCGCGAUGUUGCUGCUCAUCAACAAACCGUGGGAGGUGGCUCAAAGGUGCUUAGCCUUUGUGCACAACACUCUAGGCGAGCUAAGAAUAUUAGAAAUUCAACGUCCCGAAGGUGCCGUUGAGUGCUGGGCCUUCCUGUGCGCUCUAGAAGUUUUACAAAGUUGCCAGAUGUCUAAUGUGAACAUAGACAAUGGCCAACAACUCGAUCUCUGCUCUCUACAUACAGCGAGUCUAUGGGCGUUAGCAAGAGACAAGCUCGGAGACCUGGGAAAACUUUGCGGUUUAAUGCCGGGUAGCGAACCGACCAGUGAGCAGCUUCACACAAUAGUUUACCUCAUAGCUGGAAUGGGAGAUUCGGAGCCUCAAGCCCACGGUAAACCGACGCCAACCGACAAGCUGAAGGAAGCAUUGUCGUCGAAGGAAGCUUUCAAAAAACAAUACUUGGAACACGCAGAGUUAGCUAUGGGCACUUAUAAACACGUCGGUCGCAUCAGAUCCGCGAGACUUAUCGGCAAAGAAUUGGCCCGGUUUUACAGCGAGCUUGGAGAGAAUCAAAAGGCGGUGGCAUUUCUGUCGGACGCGUUGAAAACAUACAAUGACGAAGGAUGGUACCAACUGGCGGCGCAGACGCAAUUGGAACUGGCGGAAUGCUAUAAAGGAAUGGACGACGUCGAGAGAUACACUAAAAUAUGCGCAUCUAUAGCAAGCUCUCGGUCGUUGCACGUUACCGUGAAAAAUAUGUAUUUCGAGGAAAUGUUGGCCUAUGCAAAAAUGCUAACAGCUCCUCAGCCUCUCAUAACUGAUCUUGGCGACAGCUUUCAAAUACUUAGUAUGGAGGUCAACGUCACGGACAAAGUUAUACAGGACUGCGUGGUUAGCAUCGAAGUUUGCCUGCAGAGCUUUUUGCCAAGAGAAGUCAAAUGCAACGGAGUUUCAAUUUCCACCGAGGAGUAUAAGAAACCCACAGUUCCGGUCAAUAAAAGAAAAGGACAAAAGGCCUUGCCAGAAACGCGAGUUGAAUUAUUAUCAAGAUGUACGAUCGAUGAUAUGAAGCCUUCGGAUCCGUGUUUAGCUCGUUUGCCAACUUAUUCGUCGUUAGAAUACAAGCAAGAUAAAAGUUUGUCCACGGCCAGUGUUGUCAACAAAAAUCUAAAGCCGUUGAUAAAACGAUCGGAUAGCGCUAAGCACAGAAAGCCAUCCGUCAAUUCAAAGGGAGAUUUCAGUAAGGGUUUAUCUUGCGAGGCGUUUUCUUUAAAGCCUGGUGAGAACACGUUCACCGUUAGCAGAAGAGUCGAUCAACCGGGAGUUUACAAAAUUGGCCAACUUUCGUUGAUCGUCGAGAACAAAUUGGAAUUUUUAUCUCCCAUUUUCAAUCCUCGUUUGUCGUACGAAGUCGCAAAGACUCAGCCUACAAUAUUCUCACAAUGCACCAGAGAUUUACUAGCUGGACUUCCUCAGGAAAUCGAAUUAGUCGUUUCAAGUGGCAGCGUCAAGAUUACCGAAGAUGCGAAAAUAAAAUUAAGGUCCUCUAGAGGUUUGGCACUUCAGGGGGUAGAAAAUGGUCAAGUUAUGGUCAGGGAGCUGGAAAUGUCUUUACCGCCUUGCGAACCGUUUCAAAAUACAACGCUCGUACUGAAAGUGUUGGCCGAACUUCCGCCAAAAAAAGACUCUUCGACUAUCGAACACAAGUUGAGCUUGCAGUGUCCUUGGGGAACAGAAGAAAUCGUACCUCUGAAUUUCGCGCCCCCCCUAAUGUCUAGUUUUAAAUUGCACACCGCCAAACAAAGGAAGUUUCUCCAAAUCGUUGUUACCGGCCUAACUGCUCAACGCCUGGAAUUAACGGAGCCUAAAUUAGUGAGCAACACCUCGGCGGAUAUUAGUUUUAAAAGUUUGAAUCCGGUCGCGGGUCAAAAACUGGUUAUCGGAAACGGUAUGAACGUUUCAUUUAUGUGGGAGCUUGAAAUUGGUAAAGACGAAAAGUCGACAGCUCCGAUAAAGACUGACUUUAGCGUGAGAUACGUCCAGGUAAACCUGGCCGAAGAAUCGGAGGAGAAAAAUGCCGACGACGAUCCUUUGCACAUACGUAAACUUGCCGAAAUGGACAACAAGGGAGAGAUUUAUAGGUGCAAUUUCGACGUCGUCGAUUACGUGACGCUCUUCAUAGUUUCAUCAAAAGUAGAGGCCAGCGGAGGUGGAGGAGAAUUUUGUCGAGCCGGUAGCAUGUGUCACCUAUGUCUGACCGUUACGCGCGUUGUAAAUACUCCAUCACCGACUCAGACUCCCCAAUUGAUGUACGAAGUAUUGGCCGAUCAAACAAUGUGGGCUGUUUGCGGACGAACUGCUGGCGUAGUUUCGUUGGAGACUCUUGAAAAGCAGAGCGUCACUCUAGACGUUAUGCCCCUGACUAGCGGCUAUCUUCCAUUACCUGUUGUUAGAUUAUCCAGAUACAUACCAGCAGCUGAACUUAAGAGCGACAUUUCUCGCAAGCCUGAGAUGACAGGAGGUCCACGCCUAGAACCAUUCAGUCCUGGACAAGUGUACAACGCUAGCAAAGCUCAACAAGUCCAUGUUCUACCAGCUGCGCCAUUAGAAACUAAUUAAUCAAUCUAUUCAACAACAUUGAAACCCGUCCCAACAACCGUUAAUUGUUACAGCAAGAAUAAACGGUGAGGUAAUUUCAAUUUCGCGGCAUGAUUAAUUCUCUAAUAUUAUUCAGUCUAAACAAGAAGCAACGAAAACAAUCUUAUAUUCUGGUUUUCAGGCGGAGCGAAGGGGGAUUGAAUUAGAAACUUCGAUCUUUACCUCUAAAAAAUUAUACUGCAAUUCUUGCUCAGCUUUUAUAGCCAUGCCAUGUAUUGAGGCUCGAUUCUUUUUUUUUUUUUUUUAUACUUGGUUAUAAUUAUCAUUGCAGACGAAUAUGUAGUAUCAAAAAAACUUUGAUACAAGGAACAUUCACAUAUACUAUAACGAAACAUCACUCCUAUAAAUUGGUGCAAUAUUUUUCCUUUUUCUCUUUUCGUAUUCUUCCAUUAUCUAUCCACAUCAGAAUCUGCUGUGUAUACAUGGACGAGACAUACUUUUCAUAGUUAUGAUCAAUUUAGAUAGCUUUCAGUCACGUUCGCGCAUCUGUACCAACAAUAAGUACUUAAUUUACUAAUUAAAAAAUCUAGAAAUCAUAUGCUGGACUGUAGCUAAGCUGAACGUACUUACAUUGCACAGGUAUUUUGAAGUUGAAAAUUCGAUAUCACAAUAUUUUCGCAGUGAACGAUCGAUUGAAAAUGAUAGAUUAUUAUAAUGGCAAAUGAAAAUUAUUAUUUCAUGUGAAAAGAAUUCGUACGAUGCCAAAUAAUUCAACUUUUCAAACUGAUGAUAAACAUUUUCACGUCAUUAGUAAUAUUCUUUACAUCACAUACGCAGCAGAUAUAAAAGUGUUUUCUUAAACAAACGAUUUUGAAGUAUCUAAUCAAAAUUUCGUUUAUUCUAUGGGAGAUUGUGUGAUGCUUUCAUCGAUAUCUACAAAGAAUUGUAGAAGAUGAGAAAAAAGUUUGAGUAUUAUCCUGGACUAAUAAAGAAUCGGUGGAUAAAUUUACUGAACGAUAUUAAUGGCAAGAUAAUCGACAUGAUGAAUAAACAAUAGAUACGAUUUAAUAAUCACGAGUAAUGGUGCACGAUUAAUUGUGUGAACGUUGAGCAGUCGUGAGAUGAAUAUUUUUUAAAUGUUGCCAUGUAGCUUACUAUAAAAGUUAUUUUUUAGGUACAAAUAUAGGACUCCUAUAUUGUAUAUAUAAUGGUAAUAUAUAUAUAUAUAUAAAAAUCAAUACUCGACAUCUGAUAUUUCUACUUUUACAUUUAAAAGUCAUCUUGUUGUAUUAUUAUUUUUUAUACAAAUCGUAAAGGGUUCUAAGAAGGUUCUUUACAGUAAAUCUCUGUUGCUACUUUUUGUUACAUUUCGUAAUGCCAGUUCUAUAUUCCCGUUUUAUUUAUUUGUAUCAUUAAUUUUUUUUUUCUUUCUCUUAUAAUCAGUUGUAAUAAUAAAACUGGAUAAUAAUCUUAGGAUGAUUAGGAAGUUAUAGCUCGUGAUAAAUAAAACAGCGGAAUAAGAAAGUAUUCUAAAUAAGGGCGAAACUGUGAGCAAGAUAUUUUACUGCAUAUUUUUUCUUGAUGCUCAAGUUUUUGGUGUAAAUUUAUGAACUUCAGACUUCAGGAUUAUACGAGCAAAGACUUAUUAGAAAUAAUGUCAGCUCUCUUUUAAACAGAUUCGAGUAUUGGAAUGGUUAAAAGUCAGUGUAACUAAAAGAGGUCGAAAUUAAUGGACAAAAAUUAGAUAAUAAUAUUCAAAAGUUGCCGUCAGAUGAGCUGACAAUAAUAGUUUUGCACCAGCUUACGGCUUGAGCCAAAAUUCUUUUCACUCAUAUAAUGCCGCCAACUGUUAACAAUAAUAUCUUGAAUAAUAGUGAGUGUCGAUAAUUUCCGUUUCGUCAUAAAUAAAAUCGCAAGCUGUGACAAAAUGUAUUCCAAACCAAGGUGUGUAACUUCACUGUUCUGUAAAAGUCAAUAUUUUACCCCGUGCUGUGGAUUCGUAAUUUUAUUUAACCAUAUCAUACAUUUAAAUAUCUUCCUUAGCCAACGAUGCUUAAAAAAACAAUACGAUAUUACCGAGAAUUUAAAAAGAAAAACUGUUUGAUUGACUUCAUUAGUCAUGGAUAAUUAUUACAAAUAGAUCGGCAGUAGGCUUUGCUUGCCACUCCUUCGCCUGGGUAUAAUGUAACUUGUGUAAAAUGUUGGCAAUAUGUCACAUCGUGUUAUAUAUUCUUCUAUAUGUAUAUAAGUUUAUGUAUAUACUCGCUGUAUCGUAAAAUCUGUAAAUCUUAUCGCCAUCCUUGAUACAGAGCCUCGUCAAGUUGCUGACACUAAAAUUAAGGUCUGAUAUUUAAUAAGAAGAUUAUAUAUGAAUAA
Molecule: messenger RNA, 6371 nt
Organism: Neodiprion fabricii
Lineage: Eukaryota; Metazoa; Arthropoda; Insecta; Hymenoptera; Diprionidae
Gene: SIDL
Product: trafficking protein particle complex subunit 10
Exons: 12
Coding region: 465-4016 (1183 amino acids)
Biological process (GO): early endosome to Golgi transport; intra-Golgi vesicle-mediated transport
Cellular component (GO): TRAPPII protein complex
Molecular function (GO): protein binding
Source: RefSeq, a predicted model, not a curated record